AUGGAAACACUAGAGGAAAUUGAACUCUGUUUUCCACAGCUCCUCAACUCCUCCUGUAAGAAGCUCACGCGUCCUCGCUCUGAGGCUCUGAUCAUUUACAUCCUGAUGUCCUGCGUCUCUUUGCUCACAGUGGUUCUCAACCUGCUGGUCAUCGUCUCCAUCUCCCACUUCAGGCAGCUCCACACUCCCACCAACCUCCUUCUCCUCUCUCUGGCUGUGUCUGAUUUCCUCGUGGGCCUCAUUGUGAUGCCGUUUCAGAUCCUCUUAACAGAACCCUGCUGGCUCCUCAGUGACUCAGUGUGUGUUCUCUAUUACAUCUUUGCCUUUAUCACUGUCUGUGCCUCUGUAGGAAACAUGGUCCUGAUAUCAGUGGACCGUUAUGUGGCCAUUUGUGAUCCUCUGCAUUACUCCACCAAAGUCACUCAGAGGAGAGUUCAGAGUUUUGUUGUUCUAUGUUGGGUUUCCUCUGUUUUUUAUGCCUUUAUGAUUUUAUAUGAUAAUAUAAAACAACCAGGCAGGUUUAAUUCCUGCUAUGGUGAAUGUGUGAUUAACAUGUUGGGAGCUGUUGAUCUAGUGAUUAGCUUUAUUAUACCUAUCUCAGCCAUCAUCGUUCUGUAUGUGAGGGUGUUUGUGGUGGCUGUGUCUCAGGCUCGUUCCAUGCGCUCCCACGUUGUAGCUGUUAAACUGCAGCGUUCACUGACUGUGACUGUUCAGAGUUCAGAGCUGAAAGCAGCCAGGACUCUGGGUGUAGUUGUUGCUGUGUUCCUCAUGUGCUACUGUCCAUAUUAUUGUGUGUCUCUCACUGGCUACGGCAUCAUUAUGGGCUCAUCAAUUAACGCAUUCACAGAUUUUCUGGUCUUAAUAACAUCCUGUCUCAACCCUGUGAUUUACGCCUUCCUCUACCCCUGGUUUCGAAAAUCGACUAAGUUUAUUGUUACACUGAAGAUACUGCAGCCUCGCUCCUGCGAGGCCAAUGUACUCUAUAGCUGA
Betta splendens (Siamese fighting fish) is the source of this 990-nucleotide messenger RNA. RefSeq names its product trace amine-associated receptor 13c-like. Gene Ontology annotation, biological process: cell surface receptor signaling pathway; G protein-coupled receptor signaling pathway. NCBI's taxonomy places the organism in Eukaryota, Metazoa, Chordata, Actinopteri, Anabantiformes, Osphronemidae. Gene Ontology annotation, molecular function: trace-amine receptor activity. The coding region runs from base 1 to 990 and encodes 329 amino acids. Gene Ontology annotation, cellular component: membrane. The record is from RefSeq and is a predicted model, not a curated record. The transcript has 2 exons.